Knipowitschia caucasica is the source of this 423-nucleotide messenger RNA. Lineage: Eukaryota; Metazoa; Chordata; Actinopteri; Gobiiformes; Gobiidae. The record is from the annotation of a GenBank genome assembly.
AUGGCCCCGGAGCGCAUCGGUUACAUCACCCGCGUCCAGAGCUUCAGCGCGUGUCAUCGGCUCCACAGCCCUGACCUGAGCGAUGAAGAGAAUAAGCAAGUCUAUGGGAAGUGCAACAACCCAAACGGACACGGACACAACUACAAAGUGGAGGUGACUGUGCGUGGGAAGAUCGAUGCUCUGACUGGAAUGGUGAUGAACCUGACCGAGCUCAAGAGAUGCAUUGAGGAGGUGAUCAUGAUUCCUCUGGACCAUAAAAACCUGGACCAGGACGUUCCAUACUUUGGCAAAGUGGUCAGUACCACAGAGAACGUGGCGGUGUACAUCUGGGACCACAUGCUCCAGCAGCUCCCUGAGGGCCUUCUGUACGAGAUCAAGAUCCACGAGACCGAUAAGAACAUCGUGGUUUAUCGCGGGGAGUGA